Penicillium atrosanguineum is the source of this 11592-nucleotide messenger RNA. RefSeq lists its product as uncharacterized. The transcript is spliced from 5 exons. Gene Ontology annotation, molecular function: 3-oxoacyl-[acyl-carrier-protein] synthase activity; phosphopantetheine binding; oxidoreductase activity. The coding region runs from base 1 to 11592 and encodes 3863 amino acids. The record is from RefSeq and is a predicted model, not a curated record. Gene Ontology annotation, biological process: secondary metabolite biosynthetic process; fatty acid biosynthetic process. NCBI's taxonomy places the organism in Eukaryota, Fungi, Ascomycota, Eurotiomycetes, Eurotiales, Aspergillaceae.
AUGACGGAGUCGGAUGCCCCAGAGAGCGUAUCCAGUGACAGCUCAACGGUUAUCUCCACACCCAGUGUCGAUGAAUUCCGGCUGGAGACACGGGCAAACCAUUCUGCCGUCACGGGUAUGGCUUGCCGUGUUGCUGGUGCUGCGAACCCGAAAGAACUCUGGGAUGUGCUGGAGAAGCGAAAAGACCUCCAGCGUAAGAUGCCGGAGGAUCGCUACAACGUAGAUGCAUUCUUCCACCCACAAGGAGCCAACAAAGGAACGACGAACGCCCGAUAUGGUUACUUCUUGGAUCAAGGCCUCGACAAAUUCGAUGCCCAGUUCUUCAACAUCUCUGGAAAAGAAGCACAGGCAAUGGACCCCCAGCAGAGACUGUUAUUAGAAGUCGUGUACGAGGCGACUGAGGAUGCUGGGAUUACCCUCGAUGAACUCAGUGGAUCUCGGACCGGUGUUUUCGUUGGUUCAUUUACCAAUGAUUAUUCGGUGCAGGCACAGAGAAACCUUGAGCACUACCCCAAGUAUAGCAUCACGGGCCUUACAAAUUCGAUCCUCGCCAACCGGAUCUCCUUUUUCUUCAACCUCCACGGGCCUAGCUACCAGCUUGACACUGCCUGUUCAUCCUCAUUGACCUGUUUGCACUUGGCCAACCAGAGUCUGCAGAAUGGGGAGAGUGAUAUUGCUAUUGUAUGCGGGUCUGCUAUUCAUUUUGACCCGUAUAUGUAUAUCACCAUGACCGAUUUCGGCAUGCUGUCGACUGAUGGCCGCUGUCGUGCGUUUGAUGUCGACGGCUCUGGCUAUGUCCGCGGUGAAGGAAUUUGCGUUGUUGUCCUCAAGCGUGUUCGCGAUGCAGAAACCGGAGGUGAUUCGAUCAAGGCAAUCAUCCGUGGAAGUGGUAUCAAUCAUGAUGGCCACAAAGAGGGAUUGACAAUGCCUAACCCAAAGUCACAAGCUGCGUUGAUUCGAGAGACAUACAAGGCCGCUGGGCUAUCCACCGCCGACACUCAGUACUUCGAAGCACAUGGAACGGGUACUGCAGCCGGCGACCCUCGCGAGUCCAAUGCCAUCGGCUCUGUCUUUGGUCCUGAUCGGAUCAUGCCCUUGUACAUCGGCUCUCUCAAGACCAACCUGGGUCACCUGGAGGGAGCAUCCGGAAUUGCUAGCAUCAUUAAGACAACGCUAAUGCUGGAAAAGGGCAAGAUUGCCCCGAACUUGCUGUUCAAGAACCCCAACCCGCAGAUCGACUUUGAGCGCGGGAAGCUUAAGGUCGCCACGGAGAUGAUUGACUGGCCCGCCACCGAAGGCCCCCGACGAGCUAGUAUCAACUCCUUCGGAUUUGGUGGCAGCAAUGCACAUAUAAUUCUCGACGCCUACACGCCACUCCGGGAACCAGGAGCCGUAUCCACGGUUUCUGAUGACCAGAAGAAUCGCCCAUUCCUGCUUCCAUUGACCUCUCAUUCGGAAAAUGCAGGCCGUCGUUAUGUUAUCAACCUCGUCAAUCACUUGGCGAAGCGGCCUGAUACUGCAGUGGCUGAUUUGGCGUACAGCCACAGCGUUCGGCGCACAUUGCACACUUAUCGUUCUUUCGCUAUUGGACAGAAUCUGCCCGUACUCGUGGCCGAUCUGGCCUCCCCCAAGCCAGUGGCAUCUUGGACCCACAAAGCUACCACUCCUCCACGUCUUGGCUUCGUGUUCACCGGCCAAGGAGCGCAAUGGCACGCGAUGGGUCGCCAACUCAUCAACCAAUGUCCUCUAUUCCGCCAAACAUUGGAGAAGUGUGACCGAGUUUUGCAACGUCUGGUUGACGCUCCUCUCUGGUCCUGCGUUGAUGAACUCCUAAAACCAGCGGAGGAGUCACGCGUCAUGCAGAGCCAGUUUUCUCAGCCGCUGUGUACGGCGCUCCAGCUGGCACUGGUUGAUCUUCUUCGCUGCUGGGGCAUCAAACCAACAGCCGUUGUCGGCCACUCAUCAGGAGAAAUUGGGGCUGCCUACGCAGCAGGGAUUCUUUCAUUCCAGAAUGCCAUCACUUGUGCCUUUUACCGCGGACUCUACAUGUCGAAGGGAGUCGGGUCCGCAUCGGGAGCAAUGAUGGCCGUGGGAAUGAGAGAAUCAGAAGCCGCCACUGCCUUAGAGCCUUACAAGGGCCGUAUCGCAUUGGCUGCCAUCAACAGCUCGUCCAGUCUGACCCUUUCAGGGGACGAAAGUGCUAUUUUGGAACUGAAAGACACCCUUGAUGAGCAGAAGAUUUUCGCUCGCAGACUGCAAGUUGAACAGGCCUUCCAUUCCCACCACAUGUUCCCUCUGGCUUCAGGGUUCCGACAGGCUCUUUCCAAGACGUCCAGCUUCCAGCCCCGCGCGAGCAAGAUCCCAAUGUUCUCCAGUGUCACUGGUAGACCUUCAUCCGCUCGUGCCAUGGAUGCUGAAUAUUGGGCUGCCAACAUGACCGGUGUUGUGCAGUUCUCUGAUGCCCUGGUGGGUAUUUUGGUCGGUAACGACGAAGAGCCCGCCCUUGACGUAUUGGUGGAGAUCGGCCCCCACCCAGCGCUGAAAGGACCCUCGAAGCAAGUCAUGAAGGGACUGGGAAUUGACUUGCCAUACAUUGGCUCCCUCGACCGCAAGGUAGAUGCGUACGAGAGUUUGCUUUCAACUGCCGGGCAGCUCUUUGCGUUUGGGUAUGGUGUUGAUCUUGCCGCGGUGAAUGCUGGCCAUGCUCUGGAUCAUUUCGGAAAGCCACAGCAACACCAGGUCGGAAGAGCUUUAGAUGAUUUGCCCAGUUAUGCGUGGGAUCAUCAGAGCUACUGGUCAGAGACGAGAGUUGCCCAUGAGUAUCGACAACGCACAACCCGCCACGGAGUGCUGGGAGCGCUCGUGCCAGGUUCUCCUGCGACGCAUCGCCGUUGGCAGAGAUACCUGCGGCCGGUUGAGCUACCGUGGCUGAAGGAGCAUGCUAUCGAUGGAAAGAUCAUAUUCCCUGGUGCUGGAUACUUGUCCAUGGCCCUCGAGGCCAUCACCUCCGAUCUGGCGCCCGAAGCAGUGAAUGAGAUCAUCAUUCGGGAUGUCACCAUCAAGGCUGCGCUGUCUAUUUCCGACUCGGACUCCGGAACAGAGACAAUGCUAGACCUUGCGAUGCUCAAUGGAGAGCAGCAGACCCAGUCCACUCUUCCCUGGAGUCGGUUCACCAUAUACUCCUUCGAGGAUGGCAAGACCACGGAGCAUUGCACCGGUCUCAUUUCCGCGACCAUUCGGGACACUGCUCGGAGCACGCCAGACAAGAGCGAAGGGUGGGAGUCGCCGGACUCAUUUGCUGACUUGCAAGCACUCACCACUCGCUCGCAGGCCCCGUCGAAAUUCUACGACAGGCUGUAUAAUGUGGGUCUGCAGUAUGGUGACAACUUCCGUCUCAUGAGUGGCCCAAUCGAAAGCGGCCCCGGGUUUGCUAUCGCCCCCAUGGUAUACCGUCCCAGAAAUGUGACCACAGCCCCAGGCGAUGAGUGCAUCCUUCAUCCCAGUUUCUUUGACUGCACCCUGCACACUCUCUUCGCGGCGCUCGAGACUAACCUCCAGACGCCCUUGGAUGACUCUUACAUCCCCACAUCCAUCCAUACAGUCCGAGUGUCGGGCUCUCUCGUUCGAAGAAAGCACGCUAUGGAAGACCAGAAGUUCUGGGUUAAGGCGGAUAAUGAGCGACUAAGUCCCCGUGUCAGCAGGAGCGAUAUCUUCAUUCACGACCAAGAAUCUAAUACCGAGCUGGUCACAUUGAAGGGAUUGGAGGUUACAGGUCUAGGACUCGGAGACAAGAGCCGUGAGGAAGACAGAAACUUGUUCUUCCGAGUCAAGUGGCAGGAAGCCUUCAGUCUCCAAGGCAUUAUCGGCAAUGUCUCGCCAUUCUCUGACCUUGCUGAUCUACUCUGUCUUUAUGCACACCAAUUUCCGGCAACAAAGCUUCUCCAUGUCACACCAGGCUUGCUCCAGACUCAAAACUUGCUUACCCAUCUCGUGACCCCUACCAAUCGUCAGGUCCAGAGCAUUUCAGUGCUUGCCCCAGAUGAGACACAACCAGCCCUAGACGAGCAGCUGGAUGCUCUUUUCCCUGGUCUGCGGCAGCAGGUGGACUUGAGUGGUGGCCAAUAUGAUAUGGUCGUGCUGGAGGAGCGCACCGACGCAGAUGUGCUGUCUCUGGUAAAGGACCUUGGUUUCCUGGUGACGCUAACUGCCCCUGAAGAACAUACCGGUCUGCAGAAACGCUUCUCUGCCGGAAAAUGGACCGUUUGGCAGAGGGGUGGAGUGGAAGAGUCAAAGCACACCGUUGAUGAGAACCUGCAUCUGCUUCUUUCCUCCAAGGUAUCCAAUGAGACAUUGGCUAUUGUCUCUGCCAUUCGGUCUCGGAAUUCUAGUGUUCAGACGACCACUUUGGAAGCAGUCCCCAAGGAAGCUACGAAUAUCAUUUCGCUUGUCAGCUUGGAUGAGGAUGUUUUGUAUGAUGCUUCCUCGGAGUUUCCUACCCAGUUUGAUGCGGUGCGAACCCUGUUCACAGCCCAAGCACUGAAGGUUGUCUGGCUCCUAAGAGGUGCCACCCAAGAGCCUGUCCGCCCAGCGCAGGCACUUUUCACAGGUCUUGCCCGCGCGGCGCGCAGUGAGAACGAUGGUCUGCAUCUUGUGACAUUAGAUGUAACCGACCUGUCCGAUGCCGAAGCAAUUGGGGACUUGGCUACUCAUGUCCUCAAUCCUUCUGUGGGAGAGGAUGAGCUCCGUGUUAGCGAUAGCAAGGUCUUUAUUCCUCGCGUCAUCGCCGACGACCAGCUCAACCGCAAGUUGCCGAACGGCCCUAGUCGCCAGCCUGUUCAACAGACAUUUACCCAAGACAAGGUCCUGACUCUUGAAGUUCACCGCAAUCCAGGUCAAGCAGACUCAAUCCUCUAUGCGGAUGGCCAUGGCUUGAUCAACGAUGCGCUUGAUGACCAGGAAAUUGAGCUUCGCAUUUCUGCCUCGGCCAUUGGUCAUCGAGAUGCAGCCAUUGUGGCGGGAACCCUGCAUGACAGCCACCUGGGAGAGACAUCUGUUGGCACCGUCACCCGCAUCGGGGCCCGUGUGGACGGUUCGCUGGUUCGGGUUGGCGAUCGCGUAUUCGCAUACUCACCUCAAGGGGGCGCUCAUCGUUCGCUUCUCCGCUUGCCAGCCGAACUCACCUUUGCCAUCCCCGACCACAUCGGCGACACCGAUGCUGCUGCUCUUGGACACAACCUGUUGAUUGCGUACUAUAGUCUGCUUGAUGUCGCUCAUCUGCGGGCAGAUGAGCAGUGCCUGGUACUUGGUGGUAGUUCUGGUGUGGCUCAAGUUGCUGUGCAACUGGCACAAGCGGUCGGUGCCCGAGUGUUGACUGCUGACCCCACUUCCAAGGAGCGCAAGGCCGAUGUCAUUCUCCGUACCGAUGCUUCCACUCACUUCACACACGAACACUGGGAUCUCUUGGCAAAUGGUGGUCGAAUUGUCGAUUUGGCUGCCACCUCAGCCCCUUGGAACAGCGGCGUUCUGCUUCCUGGGGUUCACUAUACUGCAGUUGACCUGCCUGCAGCUAGCCGCCAGAACGACCGCUUGGGCCCUCAACUGGUCCAAAAUGUCUCCCAACUCCUUCAGCAGGAAAAAUUCUCUGUGCCCACCCCGGUGAAUGUCUUUGGAUAUGGAGAAGUUAUUCAAGCCUUCCGACACUCACGCACGGCUGCCGUCGAUGGUCAGCUGGUGCUGUUUGAACGCCCAGGCGAGCAAGUGGCGGUUGCACCGUCCACUUACAGCAGCAGUCGAGACUUAUUCCAUUCAGAUAAGGCCUACUUGAUCGUUGGGGGGCUAGGUGGCAUUGGCCGAGCUCUUUCUCAAUGGAUGUUCCGCCGUGGCGCGCGCCAAUUUGCCUUCCUCUCACGCUCAGGUGCCCGCAAGGUCGAGGCCCAAGAAACUGUCAACUGGCUCGAGCACCGAAAGGCAACGGUCUCUGUUUACUCUGGCGAUGUCACCUCCGAGAGGGAUGUUCGGGCCUGCAUCCAGGCCAUCGGAAACAGUCUCCGGGGAGUAAUCCAAGCCGCCAUGGUUCUUGAGAGCAGGCCACUCUCUGAGAUGACGGCUGCACAAUGGGCUGCGGUUAUUCGGCCGAAGGUCUAUGGGGCCGAGAACCUUCAUCAUGCGACCAAAGAGCUUCCCUUGGACUUCUUCAUCUGUUUCUCGUCCAUCUCCGCAAUCAUAGGGUUUAUGGCAGAGGCCAAUUACUCCGCUUCGAACGCUUAUCUCGAUGCUUUUGUCCGAUGGCGCCACGCACAAGGCCUGCCAGGCUUUGCGAUGAAUGUUGGAGUAGUUGCCGAUGCCGGUGCCAUCGCGGAGGAUGCACAUCUGCGGGCCAUCAUUGAUCGCAUCGGUAUGGAUGUCCUCACCGAGGAAGAGCUUUUCUAUCAAAUUGAAGAAGCCAUCGAUGGCCAGUUUGAAUUUUCCCAUUCACGGUUGGAUGGAUCAGCUGGAGAUCGCCAUCAGCUCCUCAGCGGUAUCAACACCCGUCGGACCGAUCUGUUCUGGUCCAAGAAGCCGCUCUUCCGCAACUUGUACGCCGGACGGAGCCAAAAGGUGACUGGCUCCGGAGACUCCGAGGAGCAGGACUUGUCAGAGCUAUUGCGACAGGCCGAGAAUGCAGAGGAAAUGCACCCUGUACUGCUAAAUGCUUUCUCCGAUCGCAUUGCUAGUUCCUUGGCUGUUCCCCGUUCCAUUGUCCAGGCCGGUGAGCCCCUCUCUGCAUACGGGAUGGAUUCACUCGUGGCGGUCGAGUUCCGCAAGUGGUUUUCCAAGGAGCUUGGGGUCAACCUUGCCUUGUUUGACAUAUUGGGGUCUAAGUCUACUGGUGACCUUGUAGCCAAGGUAUGCGGCCAACUAGUUGCCAGCGACUUCCUGAAGGGAUCCACUGAUACCAAAGCUGCUUCAAUGGAAAUGCCUUCAACGGUGAUAUCCACAAGGACUUCGGAUUCAAUCACCGUUGUAAACCCACGCCCCACUCAGAUCGCCAUGUCGACCUUCCAGCGUCGACUGUGGUUCAUGCAUAACCUAGUCGCUGACCGAGCCUCUCUCAAUGUUUCGGUCUCACUGAUCAUUAACGGGACACCCCAACUGUCUGUGUUGCAACAGGUUUGGCAGGAGCUUGCUCGUCGAAAUGAAAGUUUGCGCACCUCCUUCUUUGAAGGUGACGAUUUUGCAGAGCAAGAGAUCAUUGAGGACGGCCUGAUGCCAAUUGAACAGGCUGAUGUCAGCAACACACCAGCUCCCGAGGAUUCUCUUCGCUCCUUUGCGGCAGCUCUUCGCAAAAUCCCUCUGGAUAUUGAGAUUGGACAAGUGAUCCGUUCCGCGUUGGUUAAGUAUGAAGAGGCCAGGUAUGCUUGGGUUCUCAGCAUCCACCAUAUGGCCAUUGAUGGAGGUAGUAAGGUCUCGCUGAUGGAACAAAUCAGUUCCUUGUACAAUGCUAUUGCCAGUGGGGCCAGUCCGAAUACAGUCAACCGUCCCAAGCUGUCAUACGUUGACUUCACCUUAUGGCAUGAGGCGAAGCUGCAACUACCCCAAAUCCAGGAGGACCUGAAGUGGUGGCGUGAAACGCUAGCCGGUUCUCCUGCAGUGAGUAAGCUGUUGCCGUUUGCUCAGAACGACCGUCCCGCCAGUACCAGUCGCGAGCGUGAGAUCGUGCGGGACGAGGUCAGCAAGCAGCUGUUCAAGCGGAUGAAGCGCAUCUGCAGCCGUCUCGAGGUCACUCCUUUCCACUUUAUGAUGGCGGCUUUCCGGGCCUUCUUGCACCGAUAUACUGACGAGGAUGACCUGACAAUUUUGGUGGUGAGCGGUGAAAGACCCCAUACUGAACUCGAUCAAGUGCUUGGAUUCUUCGUCAACAUGGUCCCGCUUCGCUCCCAGAUCUCAGGAGACGAGACAUUUGAUGAACUAGUCACGCAAAUCAAGAUGCAAGCGGUGGACGCCCUGGCGCGAUCGCAGGCUCCAUUCGACGCUAUCGUAGGGGCUAUGGACAUUGGGUGGAGCCCAAGUCAGUUCCCUCUCAGCCAAAUCGCUGUCAACUACCAAAUGUAUGCCAAAACACCGACAUACUCUACAUUGGACUUUGAAAUCCCUGAAGUCCAAGUCGAGGACAUGCCCACUGCAUUUGAGAUGCAACUGGAGAUUGUCGAAGACGAGAAAGCUGGACUGAAGCUGCGUCUGGAGUUCGAUUCAUUCCUUUACGGAAAGCCAGACAUGGAGCGGCUCAUUCAGAAUUUUACCACAUUUAUUGCCAGUGUGGUUCAGGAUUAUCGCCAGCCAAUCGAGGAGGUCGAAAUGGUGGGCAAUAUGGAACUGGUGCAGCUGCGCUCGCAAUUCUGGGCCGAAGAGACCAGUGCUGGCUUGGAUGAAGGCCAAUCCCUCUGGGAAACAUUCGCUGUGAGCGCACGUAGCUACCCUGAGUCAACUGCCAUUACCACCUCUGGUGGGGAUUCCAUCACCUACAAAGGCCUCAUCGCUCGGGCGGAGCAGCUCGCAGCCACCCUCCAUAGCACAAGCAUCACUGCAGGCGACCGGGUGGGCAUCCUAGCUUGCGCGUCUGUUGAUGCCAUCGCGGCGAUGCUGGCCGUUUCACGUCUGAACGGUACUUAUGUGUCACUGGACCCUGAUUUUGCCGAGGCAAGACUUGUUCACAUGAUCCAGGACUCUUCCAGCGUGGUGGUACUUUUCGAUGGACCUUACGAAUCAUUGGUCGCCAAUAUCCAAGAAAAAACGACCGCGCGCUUUGUGUCCCUGCAAUCAUCAGACUCGAGGACCGAGUGGCUGCCCCCAGUGGAGCAACAACCGGACGACUAUGCCACAUACGUGACUUAUACAUCAGGCAGCACCGGGGCACCUAAAGGUGUCGUAGUCACUCACGAGAACACAAGGGCGAUGCUUGACAGCCACACUCGAGCUCAUUGCCUUGCACAUCAGGAUAUUGUGCUCAGUGCAACCUCCAUUUGCUUUGAUAUCUCGGUUCCUCAGAUCUGGGGACCUCUGACAACAGGAGCAACUCUAGCGCUGGCCCUUCGACCGACCCGGAAAGAUCCCAGUCAGCUGGCUCAGUUCAUGCGCACAGCUGGAGUCACACUGGCCUCCUACACGCCAACUCAAUUUGCACUAUUGAUCGAGCAUGGUCUUUCAUAUCUUCAACAAUGCACCGAGCUCAGAGCUAUCCUGCUGUUGGGAGAGAGCCUGCCAGCCCGGUUGAUCCAGGCGAUCUACGGCCUGGGCUUAUCCGCGACAGUUUACAAUGAAUAUGGACCAUCCGAGGCAACUUCGCAGGUCACCUCUUAUGCGGUGCCUCAGUCACUGAGUGCCGACUCUUCGGUGUCUAUUGGGCGUGCUCUACCCAACUCAACGUUAUAUGUUGUCGACUCGCGCUUGCGACCGGUCCCUGUUGGGGUUCGCGGUGAGCUCUGCAUUGGCGGUGGCCAAGUGAGUCCUGGGUACCUCGGGCACCCAAAACGGACGCAGCAAGCCUUCCUCAAGAACCCCUUUGCACAGGGUCUGUUCCGGGUUCGUGGAUGGACUCGAUUGUACCGAACAGGUGACAAAGCACGCCAGCUUGGGAACGGCACGAUCGAUUUUCUCGGGCGUAUCUCCGGCGACAAGCAGGUCAAGCUGCGUGGCUACCGUAUCGACCUUACUGAGAUUGAAAAUGAACUUGACAAACACUUCAGCGGCGAGAACGCUACCUUCCAUGCUCGUGCUGUCGUCCUGGCGCGUGGAGAUCAGUCACCGGACAGUCUGACUGACGAUCGUCAGCUGGUCGCGUUCUUGAUUCCCCGAGUGCCUGGACAAGGACAGAAGCACUAUCAGGAUGCCAUCAAUGCCGUCCACGAAUCCAUUGCCCAGUUGCUGAACAGCUACAUGUUGCCGAGCUCCUACCAGCUCUUGGACGUCUUACCAACUCUGGUCAGCGGUAAGAUUGAUCGGGCUGCGCUGGGUCGUAUCACUCUCGAGCCUGUGUUCCCAGGCACGACAACUACGACAGCCGACAUCACUCCUGCCAAUACACCUUCUAGUGAAACCCUGGAUACUGUUCUCAGCGCCUUCCGAUCAGUCCUCAAGCUUGGACAAGACCGAGAGAUCAAAAUCACAGACACAUUCUUCGAGCUCGGGGGCCAAAGCGUCCUCGCACUUCGGCUUCAAGGGAUUCUGAAGCGCAAGUUGAAGCGGGAAAUCACGCUCCUGCAAUUAUUUGAGAACCCAAGCCCUGCGAAGCUUUCCGCAUUACUCGACUCCAGAGCAAGCCCGGCGGGUGGGAGUGUCGCUAAAUCAAGUGGCGAUCUCGAUUCCAUUGAUUGGGAUCGUGAAAUCAGUCUACCAGAUGAUCAUCAACACCGUCCUCCGAUUCGAACGAUUCCAAAGAAUGACCAGAGAACGACGGGUAUCCUUCUCCUAGGUGGCGACUCCUUUAUCGGCGUCUUCUUGCUAAAAGCGCUACUUACAACGUACCCUGGCGCCACAAUUUAUGUUCUCGGUACUGAACGUCCGUUGGACUCCCAUGGACUGCUACAGCUGUUCCAGGAGAAUCAGCUCUUGGACGCUAGUGUGACGCCAGAGUGGUUGCUCAACCGUGCACGCCCUGUUGCUGGGUCUAUGGUCCAAUCCGACUUUGGCUUAAAGCAAGACGAAUUCCGCGCUCUGGGUGGAAAGGUCCAGGAGGUUUUCCACACUGGUGGCCAUGUAUCUCUGCUGCAGACUUAUUCCGGCCUCCGCCAAUGCAAUGUGAAAAGCGUGUCUUCCAUGAUUCGCCUUGCUGCCCUGGGUGCUGGCCCGGGGGUCACUGCUCUCCACUAUGUCUCGACGUGGAGUGCGGUCCACAUGCAAAGCUGGACGACUUCGACCCUCAAAACAGGAGUUGUGACCAAUCGUGAGGACAGCCUGGGCUCUUUCGUACCGGCCAAUUCCAACACUUCGGGCUACUUCAAGACCCGUUGGGUGGGUGAACAGCUGCUUGAGACCGCUUCUCGGCGCGGAUUCCCGACAAAGAUUUAUCGAUGUUCGGGUCACACCGCGCCAUUGACCUCGUCGGUUUCGACUCCUCGGGAGAACUUUACCCUCAACCUGUUUUUGGGUAUGAUCCGGGCAGGAGUCGUGCCUGACAUCGCCCCUGCUAGUAUCGGUCUCGGUGCAACGGUCAAUCUAAUGCCGAUUGACUAUGUCAUGGACACGAUUGCCCAGCUAGCGACCCACUCAACUACUAGUGAAGAGAUCCAGCGGUUCCACAUCAAUAACCCUGUUCCGCUGUUAUGGACGCAGCUGCCCACGGUCAUCGGCCAAGUCCGUGAUGACGGCCAGCCAGGCACCCUUGUUGACGUUGACACUUGGACACGGUGCAUGCUCGAGCAUGCGGUCACAGAACAGGAGCGCUUGGAGUGGUCGACUUUCAAGGAGUAUUUGAGCCUCGGCCAUGUGAUGUUUGCGCUGGAUGAGACCAACACUCGCGCCGCAUUGGCAGGCCAUGGCAGAAACCGAGUGGACUGUCCUCCUGUUGACGCGAAGUACCUGCAGCAUCUCAAGCUGAAGCAGGCUCAAUCCAGCUAG